Molecule: messenger RNA, 516 nt
Organism: Drepanopeziza brunnea f. sp. 'multigermtubi' MB_m1
Lineage: Eukaryota; Fungi; Ascomycota; Leotiomycetes; Helotiales; Drepanopezizaceae
Source: RefSeq, a predicted model, not a curated record
AUGACACUGUCCAGCCUCCUUCUCUCACUUCUCGCCAACACACUUCUCGUCCCCUUAGUCAUAGCUGCCCCUGCAGCACCUGCAGCCCCUGCCAGGCCAAGCGCCGCCGCCGCUGCCGCUGCCAGGCCCAGCGCCGCCGCCGCUCCCUGCUUCCCCCCAAACGUCAAAGUCACCAUCGACAAAUCCAGCUUCCAAGUCCCCAUCUUCAAAGACUGUAACUUCGGCAGCCCGGCAGCCACCAUCCCGUCCUCCACAGCGCCUGCAACGGCCAUCUCAGCGUCCGCCGAUUACAGCAAAUACGUGGACUCCAAGGGCGCGGCGCUGAGUUCAGACAGCAUGAAGCAGCUGCUGGCACACUUUGGGCAGGCGGUUGGUCUGGAUGUGCUGCUGGGGCAGACUAUUUGCACGGUCACGGAUACAAAGAGUGGGAUCUUCACCAUUGAUAGCUCGUCGGGGCCUCUGAACGGUGGCGCGGAAGUCAAGGUGGGGAGCUACAGGUGUAUCAUUGACCUUUGA